AUGAAGAAAACAGCAGCGCUGGCCUGGUCCGCGGCAGUGUUAGGCCAGCUUGUGGCUUUACUCGUCGAUUCACAUACAGAACCACACGCAAUCACUGUUGCUGGCAGGGAAGAAUACGGUAAUAUCCUAGUCAUUAAGCUAAAUACCGACUGCAGUACUCACCACUUGCUCAACUCAUACAAAAUUCCUACAGCAAAAUGCGAGGUCCAAGAGCUGCAAAGGUUGGCAAUCGAUGUGAGGUGUAGUGCCCUGGUUGUCCGCCCUGGAGAAGGGUUUACGGUGACAGCAGCCGUAACGGAUGGUCUCGCGCAGCUUCGACAUGGGAAACCCAUAUGGCUUGGACUCCAAUUUUCACCAUCUUCUGGCUUCGAUGGUGCCCAAGUGUCUAAGGGGUCUCCCGGUCUAGUGUGGGAGAAGCUAGAAGGAGAUAAAGCUGCUUGGGCACUCGAGUUGCUUCAGCCAGGAGAAUUCCGUGCCACCGUGAUUGCGCGCACAGUUUGCAGUUCUCAGCAUCAAGCGUUGAAGCAAACGGAAUCUUCUUCGUGCUUCCAGCCUUUGCCCCUAGCACAUCAAAACGAGGUUAAGGUCAAAGUUGCAGAGAUAGCUGCUAGGCUGAAAGUGUCGUGGGAUAAGCCACAAACCAUAAGAGCAUUCUCAGACACACGGAAUGCACAGUAUGGCGCUCUCCAGGUAUCAGCGUUGGCUCUUGAUGGAUCUGGAUUACUGAAUUUAUUCAAGGGUACUGUGCAACUUUUCGCCGUUGACACCAACGGUGCGGGGUAUUCUCCGUUGCAAGGAAUUCUUGGAGGGACCACCAAUGCAACUCUAAAAGACGGUUUCGCUGAAUUUACCAACCUCGAACUGCUGCAAGCAGGCACAUUCAAAAUUGUUGCUGUUGCUGAUGGUGCACAAGCCGCAGAAACCGCCCCUCUGGUUGUGACUGCUUUGGUAUCUCGAGUUCUUAGGUUCUGUGAACAGCCACCAGCUGUGCUGUUGAUGCCGCGCCCUCCCCCAAUCAGACUUGCAGUGGAAGUUAUUUCCGCUAGGGGAGAGCGAGAUACUACCUUCGAAGGGCAGGUUCAGGUGCAGUUACAUGGGCGCAUUUUCGACCACCCGUUGCCAAAAGAUCAAUACAAGACACAGUGCCAUUUGGGACUGUGCCUAUGGAGUAGCUUUGUCCUUGUCGGUCCCCCAGGCAGCCUUCAAUUGAAGGCCACAGUAGUGCAGCAGACCAAGUUUGGAGCCUCUGACAGAGGUCUUGAAAGAGACACUUCAAUCCUCCCUGCAUUUUCGGCACCGAUUGAGCUAAAACAAUUGCGUGAAAUCCGGCGUUCAAAUGAGGCUACGACAAGCGAAGUUGCUACGCGAAAAGAAAUCGAAGGCAACAGUUUCUUCAGAGCAGGGCAACUAUGGGAUCUUGAAGUGGCUGUGAGCUCCACCCAGCUAGGCUUCAGAGACAUUAUUCUAGCCCAAGAAUACAGAGGACGAAAGCGUGCCAUAAUGCAGAGGCGAUAUGCCAGCAGUGCCUGGAGUAGCUGGACAAGAAACUGCAGCAUAAUUAGCAGAGCUCGUCAUGCGAGAAACCAGCAUCGCCUGCACUCGCUGCUCGAACGAGCAGGUGGCCCUAUCCGCAGGGCUGUCCAUCACAAGCUUCAUGUCGUUAUUGCAGAAUCCUGGCCCACGAAUUCAAUUGUAUUGAGUGGUCAUACUGAGAGCAUAACAGACACCAGUGGUGUGGCGCUGUUCAGCCGCCUAAGUUUACGGCUUCAGAACAAUAGGUCCUCAAACCAUCAUACACCGCCUUGGGUAAAGCUGCGUGUUGAAUGUCUGUCGUGUGAUGUAUUGAAAGGCGAAUACCGUCCCAGCUUAGAAGCAUCCAAAAUAUAUGUCGAUAUCUUUUCCGUGGUUGGUGUGUUUAGUGACCCCCUAGACGCUGCUUCCGCAAUUGUACGCCGACAGUCCAUGGUAGCUCAUACAACAAGGGAGAAGCACGGAAAUGCAGCCCUUGUUCUUCCAGGGCGUCCAGCACAACUGUGCGUACAGCUGUUUGAGAGGCCCUUCGCCGACGUAUUGAUAGCAGCUCAACAUGGACCCGAUCUUGUCAACUUGGGUGCCCCUAGGAUUCGCGUUUCCCCAUAUACCUGGCCGCAGCCUGCCUGCUGGCACUUUGCUGUUGCGUCACGGUUACGCCACCAGCAUACAAGUGGGCCACAUAACAAAGUAGCCUUCAAGCUCACCAGCGCAGACAUUGCAUACAACAGCAGUAAGAAAGUAAUUAGGUGGGGAGGUUUGGCCGCCUCUGAUGGGACAGUAAGAAUUAUUGUACUGCCUUCCCGUAUUGCUCUAAAGAAAAAUGGGCUACUCCAAGUACUGCAGAAACGAUACUCUAGCCAAGCUGGGACCGGGAAGUCUCAAGAGAGCGGACAGCCAAGAGGAACUCACAUGCGAGAUCAGCUACAAGCAUAUGGACACAUAUCUUUGCACCACCAUCUUAAUGCAGCGGGAAACCAAGCGGAACCGCCUGUUAUUCCACACCAGGGGCCAGGGUGGAAGGUGAACACCACCUUGCAGUGGCGGGUUCCAGCUUUAGCUGUUGAGCUGCUACCACCACAGACUCACGUUAUCCUAGAAUUACGGCCUAUUACCAAUUUCGUCUCCACAUUACAGAUUACAGGCCGAUGCGUGGACUUAGAUGCUGGAGGCACACAGCUGGCAGACGUGAACCAGUCGCUAUCCCCUCAAGACCUUAGUGCACUACAUGAAACAAAAACACAAGGGAGAAACGCAAUGCAGCGCUGGUAUCAAGUGGAGAUAGUGCUUGACUGGGACUCCUUGAAUCCAGAGAGUGCUGGGCUUCUUCAGCACCACGUGGUUUGCGAAUUUCAUGGUGAAGGAAGAGAUACGCCUCAUGUCGAAUUCGUUCCCAGAGCGUCGGUUGAGAUUAUUAUCUUGCGACGGCAGUGUGGCGAAGGUGAGAUCUUUACCUUUCGACGCAACUCAUGUUACCCAUGUCCAGAAGACUUUGAUUGCUCACUCGGUACUCCGAAGCCGUGCCUUCCCGGAGAGUUCAGCCCGACAGCAAAGCUUACCUGCGAAGCCUCAAGAGUAGAGAGAGGGGCGCUCCAGGCUGCUGCUGUGUGGCCGGAGCGUACAGGUUGCCCCAUGGGAACGUAUCUUCUACGCGGACCGGAGGAUUCUCUAAUUUGCUCUGUUUGUCCAGCGGGUUUCUCUUGCAACGGCAAAGGCAAGGAGCUCUGUCCUACUGGUACCUAUUCUCCUGUGAGCAGUGAAGUUUGCAUUCCAUGUCCUGAAGAUUCCGUCUGCAGUGACCCUGCAGAACAUCCAGUAAGGUGCCCCUUCGGAUGGCAGCGCAAAGGAGACGCGCCAGAGUGCACCCCGUGCCCUGCCGGAAGAAUGUGUAGCGUCUUUGGUGGCUACGCGGAGAGGGGAUCUGCCGAUGUCGAGUGCCAACUGGGAACUUACACAAAACGGGAGUACCCGGGAAUAUGUGUCCCAUGCCCGCCUGGGUUUCAAUGCCCAGACCCUAAAGAAAUGCCCCAAGAGUGUCCGGCGGGAACGAGCUCUUUGGGUGGCAGGCGUAAAUGCUCAUCAGCCCCUAUUGGCCUAAUAGUGGCAUAUGGUAUGGAGCAUUUGCCUCCACGGCCUUGUGAAAUCGGUCUAACGCCUGUUGCAGUACAAGGGCGUUGGUGGUGUGGAAUUGAAUAUGAAACUGAUAGCUCACCGAGCCAACAAACUAGAAGACCCGCGCGAUCAUCUCCGUCUCUUCAUGACAAUUUAUCCGGGGCGGAAAUGUUUGCAAAUCUUUGUACAGCGGAAUACAUAGACCAUGCCUCGUGUUUUGGAUCCGUCGUACCACCUAAAACAUGGUGCCCUGCAUAUCACCUAGAUGAGCAGAAAUGGCCCACAGAGUUCAACGAUGGACCAUUCUUUGGAGCUGGCGGGGGUUUUUCGCAGUACUUCACGUCCUGCGGCUACACGCAGACGGCUGACACUUCAUCAACCCGUGUAAAAUGUCGAAGGCCGUGCUGA
Messenger RNA from Cyclospora cayetanensis, 4050 nucleotides. RefSeq lists its product as uncharacterized. The transcript is spliced from 6 exons. Bases 1 to 4050 code for a protein of 1349 amino acids. The record is from RefSeq and is a predicted model, not a curated record. NCBI's taxonomy places the organism in Eukaryota, Apicomplexa, Conoidasida, Eucoccidiorida, Eimeriidae.